Gadus chalcogrammus (walleye pollock) is the source of this 5608-nucleotide messenger RNA. RefSeq lists its product as uncharacterized. The record is from RefSeq and is a predicted model, not a curated record. The coding region runs from base 1552 to 3051 and encodes 499 amino acids. Gene Ontology annotation, biological process: DNA integration. NCBI's taxonomy places the organism in Eukaryota, Metazoa, Chordata, Actinopteri, Gadiformes, Gadidae. Gene Ontology annotation, molecular function: nucleic acid binding. The transcript has 2 exons.
CGUAUGGGACAUUAUUCAGAAUAAGCAUGCACAUACACAUAUGAAACCAAACUCAUUCACAUACUAUACUGAAAAACUCGCACACAUACAAGUGAAAAGCUUUUACAUACACAACUGAAACACUCUCACACAAACAACUGAAAAAUUAUACGCUCACAUACACAACUGAAAAGCUCGCAUAAAACCUAGUGAAACCUUUUACAUGGACUACUGAAAUGCUUUCACACAUACUGGUAAAAUGCUCUCAUAAACACAGCUGAAAAAUGUUCUCUCACACACAUAUGAAACCAUUCACAUACUAUACUGAAAACCUCACACAUACACAAGUGAAAGCUUUCACAUACACAACUGAAACACCUUCACUCAAACAACUGAAAAGCUCUCGUAACAACUAGUGAAACCUUUUACAUGAACUACUAAAAUGCUUUCACACAUACUGGUAAAAUGUUCUCAUACACACAGCUGAAAAAUGUUCUCUCACACACAUAUGAAACCAUUCACAUACUAUACUGAAAACCUCACACAUACACAAGUGAAAGCUUUUACAUACACAACUGAAACACCUUCACUCAAACAACUGAAAAGCUCUCGUAACAACUAGUGAAACCUUUUACAUGAACUACUAAAAUGCUUUCACACAUACUAGUAAAAUGUGCUCAUACACACAGCUACUGAUAACCUCGAGACAUGUUACUCUAGAUUCUGAGUAUAGGCGCAGCCUUUUAAGUGUCGGCCCCAUUGUCCUUUAAAUAGCUGAAGAAAAGCUGUUUAUUGGGAGCAGAACGUCCGCCGGCGCCCGACUACGUUAUAUCUGCGAAAUGCGGACGUCGUUGAGGCACGCCGCACGCGGACGUAAUUGAGGCCCACGCUGUUGGGCGGGGAUUACACAUUUUUCAGUGCUACGGCGAUUAUUGUCGAUUAUUUGUCUGAAUUACGCGCUUUUUCUUUUCAACCACCUUCCGUUUAAACUGAAACGUCUUCCGUUUUCACUGAAACGCCUUCCGUUUUCACUGAAACGCCUUCCGUUUACACUGAAACGCCUUCCGUUUACACUGAAAUGUCCUCUCACACACACACAUGAAACCAUUCACAUACUAUACUGAAAACCUCACACAUACACAAGUGAAAGCUUUUACAUACACAACUGAAACACUCUCACACAAACAACUGAAAAGCUCUCGUAACAACUGGUGAAACCUUUUACAUGAACUACUAAAAUGCUUUCACACAUACUAGUAAAAUGUGCUCAUAUACACAGCUACUGAAAACCUCGAGACAUGUAUGUGAAAGUAUUUCACACACAUGUGUGUGAGGAUUUCAGUGAAAAUGGAAGGCGUUUGAAGAGGAAGGCAUUUCAGUUGAACAGGAAGGCAUUUCAGUUGAACAGGAAAGCGUUUCAGUUGAACAGGAAGGCGUUUCAGUUGAACUGGAAGCUGGUUGGAAAAUCACUGAUGUCUGCUCAACAGCCUACAGGUAGCCUAACCGAAGCAGCUGCAUGAGAAGAUCGGGUACUAGUGUACUGAAGUGUGAAGAUCAGGAACUUAAACUACAAUGUAUGUUCAUCUGAUCCUCUUUGUUUUUCAAGUCCAAAGUUUAUUUUUUGAGGUGAGAGGCAUUGGAGAUGAUGUAGCAAGUUUUUUUACUGAUGCUCUGCACUGCAUUGAGUCACUGCAGAGAGAAGAGUCCAACAAUUGUGGUCAGGAGAGACUUUAUAGAGUGCUUGAUGAUCAUACACGAAGUCUAUCUGCAUUUCUUGCUGCUGUGUCCAGAUAUGAUCCUCAUGAUAGGGAUGUCAGUAACCUACUCGGAUCAUUGUAUAGAUGCUUUCGCAACUUGCUGCAGGGACAUGAGGCCAGACAGGUGUCCACCAAUGUGACCAACCAUCUGAUACCCCCAACAACCUUGACUGGCCAUCCAGGUCGGCCCCGAUACACCAUCGCCGCCGAACAGAUUUUGCACUGUGUGUCCAUUGGCAUGACAUGGCAGAGAAUUGCAUCAUGCUUUGGAAUCAGUCGUAGAACCCUCUUCCGACACAGGCAAACUCUGAGAAUUGAGCCAUUAAGAUAUGCAGUAAUGACAAAUGAAGAACUGAACAGCCUUGCGACCAACAUACUUCAGAACACUCCAAAUGCAGGUGAAGCAUAUGUACUUGGAAGCCUAAGAUCACGUGGUAUACGGGUUCAGCGUUGGCGGGUCAGACAGAGCCUGCAUCAAGUGGAUCCCAUUGGGCGUUCAUUUAGACGUCGUCAUGCUAUACGACGAAGGGUCUAUAGUGUUCAGGCCCCCAACCAGUUAUGGCAUUUUGAUGGCAACCACAAGCUGGUUAGGUGGCGGAUGGUCAUGCAUGGCUGUGUUGAUGGCUUCAGCCGGACAAUUAUUUACUUGCGGUGCUUAUCUAACAACAGAGCCUUAAGUGUCUUGUCAUUGUUUGUAGAGGGAGUUGAGAACUUUGGUUUGCCCUUAAGGGUCAGAUGUGAUCACGGAAUGGAAAAUAUACAAGUUGCCCGUUUUAUGUUGGGAAGAAGGGGAUUGAACGGUGUUAUAACAGGUGUUUCAGUACACAACCAAAGAAUUGAGAGACUAUGGGCUGAAGUCAAUAGAGUUGUAUCUAGACACUUUAUAAACAUAUUUUUGUUCAUGGAGGAACACGGUAUACUAGAUUCAUUGAAUGAAGUACAUAUUUUUUGUCUGCAUUAUGUGUAUUUACCAAGAAUUGAACGGGCAGUAACAGAAUUCAUCAACCAGUGGAACAACCAUGGCCUCUCCACACAAGGGGGGCAGACACCUCUUCAGCUGUGGCAUACUGGGGUCAUAAACAGCAUAGGAAUUCAUCCAGUUGUAAAUGACAUCUUUGAUGUUGAUAACCAUUAUGGUAUUGAUGAAGAAGGGCCAUUGCCUGAACUUCAAACCAACAAUAAUGUAAUUAUUCCAGACAAUGACGUAACCAUUAAUGAGACCACAAUGAACUUUAUUCAACAGGUGAAUCCACUUGAAAAUGAUGGGAACCAUGGGAUAAAUGUUUUUUCCUCACUUCUACAUUUGUUCCAUUAAUUAAUAUUAUGAAGUUAAUGCUGGCAGCACAAUGUAAGCUGCACAAUGUAACUGUGUUGAUAUGAAACAGUAUAACGAGACAUGUUAAAUAAAGGUUAAAAAAAUUUAACUGGUUUUAAAACUGGAAAUAUAAAAUGCAUCAUGAGACGAUACUCACUCAAAAAAAAAAGUAAAAGGGGACAUCAACACCACAUCAGGCGACCGAAAUGAUAGAAUGAGCGCAUAACAGUGUUUUUGGCUAGUUUCACUUGCCUUAGGUUUUGAUUAACUGGUUGAACGAAAUGAAUGAAACGCAUGAAUGAAUGAAUGAAUGAAUGAAACGCGACCAAUUUAAGGUCUUAACUCUACAUGGAUAGUAGGGUCACAAGUUGAUUGAUUUGGCUGCCUUUCGUGUUUUCAGGAAGAAUUUAUAGUUUUUCUACUACGGAAGAGAAUUUCUCUGUGGGUCUACGGCACAACGGAUUGGAAUCCGACCGUAGCCUACUAUUAUUUUCCCCCACAGUGGUAUGAGUUCGAAUCCCGUAAUGUAUCAACUGAAACACCCUCACACAAACAAUUGAAAAAUGAUACGCUAACAUACACAACUGAAAAGCUGGCAUAAAUACGAGUGAAACCCUUUGCUUGGACUACUGAAAUGCUUUAACAGAUACUUAUGGCGACACAUUAGUGCCAUAAUUCACUAAUGUGAUAAAAGAUGCAUUCGGGCGUAUUAUAUUAUUCCACACGCGUAGAUAUUAACUGCGAGCGCGCAAAUGAUCUCUGCGCGCGCGCAAAUUACCUCUGCGCGCGCAAAACAGCCUCUCGCGCGCGCAAAUUACCUCAGCGCGCGCAAAACAGCCUCUCGCGCGUAACAGCCUCUCGCGAAAGAUGUUUUUACGCUCGCUCGAAUUUAAUUUUGGCACUAUCGGGGAGGGAACCAAGGCAGGGCGGGCUUUCCUAUGAUUGGCCGUUUCUGAAGCGCGAUAUUUGAUUGACAGCCUUCCUCAGCCCUCCUCUCAUUCAUAGUUAGAUAGUUAUGAUAGUUACGUAGUGUAAAUCCAGAUUCUAUGAGUAUAGGCGCAGCCUUUUAAGUGUCGGCCUCAUUGUCCUUUAAAUAGCUGAAGAAAAGCUGUUUAUUGGGAGCAGAACGUCCGCCGGCGCCCGACUAUAUCUGCGAAAUGCGGACGUCGUUGAGGCACGCCGCAAUUCAGAAUUGAAUGAGAGGAAGGCUGAGGAGGGCUGUCAAUCAAAAGGCGGAAUGCGUUUCAGUUUAAACGAAAGGUGUUUAAAAACAAAAAAGCGCGCAAUUCAGACAAAGAAUCGCCAGACUUAAUGCAGACACGGGCGCUAUGUCUGCUCAACAGCCUACAGGUAGCCUAUCAGAAGCAGCUGCAUUACUAAACAAUAUAUUGGCCUCAGCAGAGACCAUCAGAACCCUGACGAAUGCCACAACAAUCGGGCAGCAACCGAAUGUUCUAAUGCCAUGUGUGGACACGGACAGUCAGUUAGCAUCGCUGUUCCCAUCCCGCCAGCGUAGCAGCUUGCCGCUGCCAGGUGCAGCUCCAGUCAUGACAGAAUGUGCACCACGCUAUCAAGCGCAGCAGUGCUUCGGCGGAUGGACAUCAGGCAAACGGAGAAAAAGGUAAUACGUAGGAAUUUGAAAUUAUCUUUCAUAUGUUUCCGAGUUUAAAUUAGGGUGACCAAGUUUUACAGGUGUUUCAGUUAAACUCGUGACCGUGAACUGCUGACCAUCAGCCGAAAUCGUCGCUUGUUGUCGUGGCUACGCCAGCUGUUGGAAAUCGGGACCAGGGCCCCGUUUCCCGAUAUCGAUGGAUCUUCGCUCGUAAGAUCAUUCUCUCGAUGGAUCUUUCGAACCAUCGACAAUUUCUUUGGAGCGUUUCCCGAAACUCCUCUUAACGUGAACGCGCAUUCGCUGCACUCACGACGAUCGUAGGAUUGUCCUGUCCACUGACAUGGUGCUGAAACGGGCUAUGACGCAGGGGGAGACGCAGGAAUGUCGGAGGAAAAUGGGGUUGAAAAGGGUUAAAAUAUCUCCCCAUCAAGGCCAACAGAGUAGCCUACGAAAAGAAUAGAUUGCAAUAAUAUGAAUGCUAAAGAUAUUAAAACACAAUUGAUUAAGCCUAGGCCGACAUAUAUAUCAGUCCUAAUCCUGAGCGCACGAUCGAGAGGUGGAAGUUGCGCUUUAGAUGCCUUCACAAGUCCAGCGGAGGGCUCCAGUUUUCGCCGGCCAAGUCAUGCGCUGUGAUAUCUGUGACAGCUAUGUUGCACAGCAUUGCAGCUAAGGCUGGGGUAGCUUUGGUUGAACCGGAGGACAUUGAGGACGAUGACGACGAGGAAGAUCGGUGUGAGGACGGCCUCCCUCAUAACUACGCGGCUGGUUUUCAUGCACGUCGAAGAGCAAGAGUGAUUGAGACUUUUUUUUAACCCCCUCCACCCUCCCACAUGUCACUAAACAUUCCCGUCAACGUGACCAAUCCCCCCCAUAUGCCAGCCUUUUGCCUGCUCCUUUGCAUUUUUUUUUAAAAUAUUUUUUAUAAUUAAUAUUUUUAUAAUUAUU